Messenger RNA from Quercus robur (English oak), 1284 nucleotides. RefSeq lists its product as uncharacterized. The record is from RefSeq and is a predicted model, not a curated record. Gene Ontology annotation, biological process: meristem maintenance; meristem development. The transcript is spliced from 3 exons. The coding region runs from base 1 to 1284 and encodes 427 amino acids. NCBI's taxonomy places the organism in Eukaryota, Viridiplantae, Streptophyta, Magnoliopsida, Fagales, Fagaceae.
AUGGCACCAGUGAAAAGCCAAAGCUUUUCCCGCCGUAAAGGGAAAGAAGUCGCUUCCGAUCCUCCCGCCGUACCUGACGUAGGCGAGGAGGCAGAGUAUUCUGUGUCAGAGCAUUCCGUUGGGGAAGAGGCACAACGCGACCCUGACACAUCCUCAAUCCCUGAUCUAGCCAUUCGCCAAGGCAUCUCACUUCCCGUGCCCAUCCACUUCGAAUUCGAGUCGGGCACUGCCUUGGGUUGGAGAGAAUGGGUACAUAAUGAGUUAUCUGAUGUGGGUUUCAUGGGGUUGUUGCAACGAGCCGGUGUCUUGAAAGCCAUCGUCUCAUCUUGCUGCCUGUCAAACUUCCGAGACCUUUACAACCUUCGACACUUGGUCCGACGGUGGUGUACCACCACCCACACCUUCUUUUUCUCGUGCGGCAAACUCACUGUUACCCUUGAAGAUGUGGCCAAUCAGUUACUCCUGCCUAUUCUUGGUGAUGCCGAUCCUGCCACUCUAGAAUUUUCUCCGGAAGAAGAGGCUAUUGAGGCCAAACUGAAGAAGAGGAUGGCCGGGAAUGCCAAACUGUCAUACUGGGUUAGUUCUUCUUCUAAGUUCUCUGUAGCUGCCCACCACGCGGCUGUUGUUGCGUUUUGGCUUUGCAAAUUUGUUUUUGGGUCCCACCCCCACUGUACCAUAAAGCCUUUAUACUUUCGUUUAGCCAUCAAAAUAUUUGCUAGAGUGAGCCUGCUACCUGCUCGUUUUGCUAGAGAUAAGUACCAAUCAUGUCCGAGGGUAAUCACUGAUUUCUGCAGUAGAUUUGAGUCUGAUUUUCCGCUGGUUUUCCACUGGUCUGGCUUAAAGCCUAUUGGUUAUUCUGUUGUUAAGUCUUUUGAUGAAGGUGUUGGUUUUUCUUGGAGGGUUUAUAGAAAUUUGGGUGCAAAUUAUACAUGCACAGAUUUUGCCAUGGGUUUGUUUGUCGAUACUGUUGGGACUACUACUCCCUUGGCUGAUUUUGACGAGACGAGGAUCACUUAUCUGGCGGCCACUAAUGCCGGAUGGUUGCCUUACUUAGCCGAUGAAGGCAUUAGGUUCGUUCACUAUCCUGCUAACCGAGUAAGAAGACAGUUUGGGUUAGAUCAGGAUAUUCCCGAUGAUAUUUCCUUCCUCAUGGAGUCUCCUACUUCGAUUCGUCCCUUUCUACGGCAUACUGCUUUUGAAUUUUGGAGGCAGCGUUUCAGUGCAGUUACAGUUCCUGGUUCACUAAGGGAGAGCCUUUGCACUCCUCCCAUGCAUGGUUAUUGA